AUGUACAUUGAUAAACAAAAUUAUAUAAAUAAAAUUGAAGAACGGGACGAUGAACUAAUAAAAAAUCGUACCAAGUGCACGGAGCAUAAUCAAAUUUUGGCUCAUAUCCGAGAAAAGAUGCAUCACACUGAUGAAGUCAUUGAUUUCACUGAGGGUGAUCUCGGGGAUGCAGAGAUAGAAUUUUUGAAAGCUAGAGAAGAGCUCGGACAAGUCAAGAAUCAUCGAGACAGACUACGUUGGUCGCUAGAAGCGGAACGACUAAAGGCGGGUCUGCUUACAAGGAAGGAUUUGUUGCGUGAUUACCAAGACGCCACUGACGAGGUAAAG
This is a messenger RNA of Iphiclides podalirius (scarce swallowtail), 327 nucleotides long. The record is from the annotation of a GenBank genome assembly. NCBI's taxonomy places the organism in Eukaryota, Metazoa, Arthropoda, Insecta, Lepidoptera, Papilionidae.